AAUUUUAAUUUUUAUUAUUAUCAACAAAUAGUUUAUUAGUUAAAUAAAAGAAUGAUGAAACAAGAAAGCACAACUUCACCAUUGCCACAAUCACCACAACUUCAAUCAUUUGGAAAUAGAUCAUCAGACCUUGCAGUUGAGGACCAGUUUGUAAAAAAAUUAGAGUCAAUUGGACAAACUGCACCAAAUGAAAAUAUUAAAAAGGAAUUUUUAAAUAAAGAAGUUUCUUCAAUCAAUAAGCUAUUCACCAGAUUCCUCAAGAACAGAAAGAAGGUUAUUGAUUGGGAGAAAAUCAAACCACCACCAAAUGAAAUGGUUUUAAAUUAUAAAGAUCUCCCACAAAUCUCUCAUGAAAGAACAUCAGAACUCGCCUCUAAACUAGCUGUCUUAAAAUUAAAUGGUGGUUUGGGUACUACUAUGGGUUGCACUGGUCCAAAGAGUGUAAUUGAGGUUAGAAGUGAAAAAACAUUUUUAGAUUUAACAGUACAACAAAUUAAGGAAAUGAAUGAAAAAUAUAAUAUUAAAGUACCAUUAGUAUUAAUGAAUUCAUUCAACACUCAUCAAGAAACUGGUAAAAUCAUUCAAAAGUAUAAAUAUUCAGAUGUUAAGAUUCAUUCAUUCAAUCAAUCACGUUUCCCAAGAAUCUUAAAAGAUAGUUUAAUGCCAGUCCCAGAUAAAUUGUUUGGUAAUGACUCUGAAUGGUAUCCACCAGGUCAUGGUGACGUUUUCUUUGCUUUACAAAAUAGUGGUCUCUUAGAAACACUCCUCAAUGAAGGUAAAGAGUAUUUAUUCAUCUCAAAUGUUGAUAAUCUUGGUGCCGUUGUCGAUUUCAAUAUUUUAAAUACUAUGGAUAAAGAAAAAUGUGAAUAUAUUAUGGAAGUUACAAACAAAACCAGAGCUGAUGUUAAAGGUGGUACAUUAAUUGAAUAUGAGGGUAAAGCUAAAUUAUUAGAAAUUGCUCAAGUACCAUCAAAUAAAGUUGAAGAGUUUAAAUCAAUCAAAAAAUUCAAGAUUUUCAAUACCAACAACAUUUGGGUCAACUUAAAAGCUAUUGAUCGUGUAUUAAAAGAAAAUCUAUUAGACGAUAUGGAUAUUAUUAUCAAUCCAAAAGUUGCAGAUGGUAAGAGUAUUAUCCAAUUGGAAAUUGCUGCUGGUGCUGCUAUAGAAUUCUUUAAUAAUGCUCGUGGUGUUAAUGUACCAAGAUCAAGAUUUUUACCAGUCAAAUCAACAUCAGAUCUUUUUAUUGUCCAAUCAAAUCUUUAUUCACUUGAAGAUGGUGUACUUGUUAUGAAUAAAAAUAGACCAUUCAAUACUGUUCCAUUAGUCAAAUUGGGAGAUCUCUUCAAAAAAGUAUCAGAUUAUCAAGCUCGUAUUAAAGGUAUUCCAGAUAUCCUUGAAUUAGACCAACUCACUGUUUCUGGUGAUGUAACAUUUGGCUCAGAUAUGGUUCUCAAAGGUACUGUUAUUAUUGUUGCUCCAGCAGGAAAUCGUAUAGAUUUACCACAAGGUGCUGAAUUUGAAAACAAGGUAGUCUCUGGUAAUUUAAGAAUUCUUGAUCAAUAAAAUAAACAAAUAAUAAAUAAUAAUGCAAACAUAAUAAUAGUAAUAAUCUUUUUAAAAACCACCCAAAACCAUUUUUUCUAUUUGGUAAAAAAAAAUAAAUAAAUAAAACAUGUAUU
This is a messenger RNA of Dictyostelium purpureum, 1679 nucleotides long. RefSeq names its product UDP-glucose pyrophosphorylase 2. The transcript is spliced from 4 exons. NCBI's taxonomy places the organism in Eukaryota, Evosea, Eumycetozoa, Dictyosteliales, Dictyosteliaceae. The coding region runs from base 52 to 1563 and encodes 503 amino acids. Gene Ontology annotation, cellular component: cytoplasm. Gene Ontology annotation, biological process: UDP-alpha-D-glucose metabolic process; glycogen metabolic process. Gene Ontology annotation, molecular function: UTP:glucose-1-phosphate uridylyltransferase activity. The record is from RefSeq and is a predicted model, not a curated record.